Molecule: messenger RNA, 1893 nt
Organism: Papilio polytes (common Mormon)
Lineage: Eukaryota; Metazoa; Arthropoda; Insecta; Lepidoptera; Papilionidae
Gene: Drep1
Product: DNA fragmentation factor subunit alpha-like
Exons: 2
Coding region: 388-981 (197 amino acids)
Biological process (GO): apoptotic process; regulation of apoptotic process
Source: RefSeq, a predicted model, not a curated record
GUAGACAGUCGUCUCGCGUGAAUUCGAGGUUCUGCUCGUUCGGACGUAAUUUUCAACUUUAUCAUUUAUUAUUUGUGAAUAUAUACUGCACCGACUAGAAUAAAAAAAAUAUUGAUUUUCAAAAUCAAAUUGACCCGAGCGCCCACCGGUGAGAGUGUUAAUAACUACUUAAUUUUUAUUUCUGGCAAUAUUUAACAUUGUCAAAGUUUUAAUUUGCUACAGACCUUUUAAUUAUAUUUACACUUUUUUGUUCUGUACAGCCCCGAACAAACUGAAUGAGUGCUAAAAUAUAAUAUGUUGAUUGUUUUUAUACUUCCAAGCGCCGGUGCGUAGUAAUUUGUUCUUGAUAUUUUGAUUGUAAUUCUCGCAUAAAACUGCAAUUAUAUAAUGGAGAACGACAUCAACAAACCUUAUAAAAUCUGUGAUGUUAACCGUGACAAAAAGAAGGGUACUGUAGCUUCGUCUUUGGAAGAUCUACUUUCAAAAGUUCCCGAAAAAUUGGGCUUACCUACUGAAAAUUUGACAGUUGUUCUGGAAUGUGACGGUACAGAGGUAGACGACGAGGAAUACUUCUCAACACUAGAUCCCGAUACCGCACUCAUGAUAUUACACGGUAAUGAAAAAUGGGCCCCGAAUAUGCCCAAGUGUCAAGUUUCGCUAGACCAGACAGACGAGGUGACUCUAGGAGAAAAGGGACAGGUCGCGAAUCUUGUAGGAAGACUACAGCAUAAUCUUUGCCACAUCUCAUUACUUGGAGGACAAGAUCUGGAGCUACUCUCAGAUAUGGAUCCAGAUAGCCUUGCUGAUAUUGUAACUGACCGGGACAACCGAAUCAUUUUGGAACAUAUUAAAGAAGCUUCUGGAAGGAUACUUCUAGAGAAGCGUCAAGCACAAGAUGCUAUGGAAUUACUAAAACUGUAUCAUCAGAGUGUAUCAAAUGGCAAUGAAGAUGUGUCACCACCGAGCCAGGAGAGAAUUUAAAAUCAUCAAUGCAAUCUCAACCUCAACAGUGUCCUACUAAUCUGACCCUAUAUAUUUAUUUCUAAGGGAUGGUAAAUCUCAAAAGUUUACAAAGAACUUUUCUUAUUUUAGGCUCCCAUGCUUGCAAAUAGUUCUAUACAAACUGGCAAAAAAUGUAAAGGUAUGGUUAAAUAAAAUUACUAUUUAAUAUUAGUUAUAAUCAUUAUUAUAAGAUUUCAAAUAGAUUCAUUGAAUACACCAAAAUAUGAGGCCUUUUUCCAUGUAAAUGCUAUUACAAAAUGGUUGCAAUCAUUGUUACUUUUAUAGACUCAUGAAUUGAAUGCAUAGUUUUUAGGUAAGAAGCUAAUCUUAUGAAUAUGAGCUAAUAUCGGAUAAUCUUAAAACAUUCUAAAUAAACAUGUAGAUUAUAUUAAAGUUAAUCAUUGUAAUAUCAUAAACUGUUAGCAUGUAUACUGAAUUAUUCACCUAAUACAAUUCAACAGUAUUACUUAAACAAGUUCCAUUUUAAGAGUUAAAAAUAAUAUUUGAAUUGAAUAUGCCAUGUGUUAAUAGAAAGGUAAUGUGUUAGGUACUAAGAUUUGUAGACAUUGUGAAGGUAUUGCUGUAAUUAAUAUUUUUUAAAUUGUCCUGUUUUGGUAUGUUACACCAAUUUUUAAUUGUAAUUUAGUACAGCUAUAAAAGUAUGUUAUAAAAUUGUUUAAACCCCUUGUAAAAACGAUAUUUAUGUGAUUAAUCCUUUGUUUGUGGUACUGUAUUAGUUUUUAUCUUUUAUUUUAAUUAACUUUUUAAUUCUAGUGAAUAACAAAUGGUAAAGCUUCGUGUUUAAACCCCAGGAUUAGAAUAAUAUUUUAUAAAACAAUGUUUUUAUAUCUCAUCUUUUGUAUUGUAUUUAUAUUCAAUCAUGGAUUUUUA